Messenger RNA from Procambarus clarkii (red swamp crayfish), 2759 nucleotides. RefSeq names its product heparan sulfate 2-O-sulfotransferase 1. Gene Ontology annotation, cellular component: membrane. The record is from RefSeq and is a predicted model, not a curated record. NCBI's taxonomy places the organism in Eukaryota, Metazoa, Arthropoda, Malacostraca, Decapoda, Cambaridae. Gene Ontology annotation, molecular function: heparan sulfate 2-sulfotransferase activity.
ACUGCCCCUCCUCACAGCCCCUCACACCUCACACACGACCCUUAGGGUGCUGUGGUGGGUCUGGACCACCACCCGUGUGAGUGACAUUAGGGGAGGAGGAGGGAAAGUCUGAAAGAUUAGACGCAGCUCCUAGCUCCUUAAGAAGGGGACUACACACACACUCCUAGCAUUCCUAGCAUUAACUCCUAGCUAUACCUCCUCUCUCGGUUAAUGACACGGCUAGGAACGUGGGGAUUUAGGCACUCUGGCACUCUAACUAGAGUUUUUAGAGUGACGUACUAAUGACAGGAGGUUUCUAUAGUGUCGAAGCUUUUCAGAAUUACACUCCUUUUGUUUUACCUGGAUUUACCUGCACCACGUCAUUGGUGAGCCUCGACGGGGACAGAAAGCCGGCUGCCAGUCAAGGGGGCCUUUUCAAGAUUAAUGACAAUUAUGACAAGUUCCCGCCUGCAGACCUCCCGUGUGGUUGUCUUAUUGAUGGUGGGAGUGAGUGCGGUAGUAAUACUGAUGUAUAUACACUUGGCGAAGGAAGUUUGUCACUUACGCAAUUAUAUCCAUUCUCAUCCUGCCUUGGAACUUCAAGUGAGCAGUGCACUUGCGGGUAGUAGCAGCAGCAGUAACGAUGAAGAUAGAAGAGGCCUCACCAGCAGCAACAAUAUUGUUAGAGGUCUCGACUUGGAUAACUUAAUUGUUAUCUACAACCGGGUCCCAAAGACAGGCUCUACGUCAUUUAUUGGCUUGGCGUAUGACCUCUGCUCUAAAAACAAGUUCAAUGUCAUUAAUGUAAACACUACAAAGAAGACCCCAACUCUGUCUUUAACAGAUCAGAUGCGGCUUGUCUAUAAUAUUUCAAACUGGGAAGAGAAGAAACCUGGAAUAUAUCAUGGUCAUAUUGCAUACUUGGAUUUCAAUAGGUUUGGUGUAAAUGUCCAACCACUAUACAUCAACAUCAUAAGAAAUCCUCUCGAACGUCUAGUGUCCCACUAUUACUUCAUCCGAUAUGGUGAUGACAUUAAGCCACAACGCGUUUAUAAGAAGAUGGGUGAUAAAAUGACGUUAGAUGAAUGUGUAGCCUUGCAGCAUCCAGAUUGCUCAACUAAUCAUCUAUGGAUGCAAAUUCCAUUCUUCUGUGGUCAUCACGCUGAGUGCUGGAUACCAGGUUCAAGUUGGGCCCUGGAACUUGCUAAGCAUAACUUAGUACACAAUUACUUCCUUGUUGGGGUCACUGAAGAAAUGGAAGAUUUUGUGGCCAUGCUCGAAUAUUCUCUCCCGCGAAUGUUUAAAGGGGCUCUGGAUCUCUAUAUUUUGGGUACAAAAUCUCACAUAAGAAAAACAUCUAAGAAGAUAAUGCCGUCUGAUGAAACUAUAGCCAAGCUUCAAAAUACAAAGGUUUGGAGGUUGGAAAAUGAGUUUUACAACUUUGCUCUGGAUCAUUUCCACUAUAUUCGUAAGAAGACCCUCGUAGAAGCUGAAAAUGGUGGCGGUCUUGUGGACAGAGGACAAAACUUUGUCUAUGGUAAAAUUAAGCCCAGGAAAAGCUAAGGAGUGUUCAAAACAUGACCCAGUGAAAUUAAUGGUGCUAUAUAGGAUAAGUAAACUCGUUGGGAAUUGUGAUUAUUUAAGGUGCUUGGCUUUCUCAGUUUUGUACACCACAGAGUCAGUCUUCACUUCCCCCACAAGUGCCUCGUCGACAUUUUAAUUGCUGUUUAUGAUGUCACUCUUAGGGUAAUGACAUAGAUAAGGCACAUUAGAGAAAUCUUGGUAAUUAUGUAGACAGUGCAUAUAUAAUUUAAUACAUUUACUAGAUAUAUUACAGUUUUUUGUAGUUCCAUCAUGUUCCAUAAAGUGCAUUGGAAUACUGUAAUGGAAUUGGAAAAAGAAAUGAUGGUUCUGUGAAUCAUUAAUCUACCGCACUUAAUUCUAUGAUCUUUCUGGGUGUUGUGGUGCAUUGGCAGUCUGACUCAAGUUGGGUGUUUGUACCCACACUGCUACUUUACACACAAUGUGUUUACACACAUUUACAAUACUUAUUUUCUUCAGUGUCAAGAUUUUCUGCAGAAUCUUUUUAAAUAUUAGCCGAAGCUUAUUUGUUAUCCAAAUGACCUAAUUGGAUUUGUUAAUGGAAGGGGAGACUGGGAAUGGUUUGGACAGGUUUUGGGAAAAUAUCUGUAAAUUCUGGCGUUCAUAAAAGCCAACACAUUGAAACAAAAACACGUUUAAUUCCAAUAGUAUGAAAUAAAUUUAUAUAGAGGUGAAUUGAGAAACGAUAUAUAUUUAUAUGACCUCGAAGCCACAGUAUGAAUACAGUACAUCAUUAUUUUGAAAAGAAAGCAGUAUUCAUCAGUCAUAUAAUCAAAAUUACUGAAUUAUUAAUUAAUAAUUAAUUAAUAUAGUUUUAAUUAAAAUUACAAUUAAUUAAAAUUAAUUAAUAUAGUUCGACCAGUUGAUUUACAUUUCUGUUAAGUUUCAUUUUAAUUGAUGAGUUGCCUGAAAAUAGUUGUUGAUUUAUGGAACCAGUUGCUGGGGUAACCUGAUAGACGUAGGAUCAUCGAAUUGUCUCAAGUGUAGGCAAGACACAAGCGAGUUGGGUGGAUAUAAAUAGAAGCUGCCUCGCAUGGGCCAAUAGGUCUUCUGCAGCUUCAUUUAUUCUUCUGCCUAGUUCGUCAUGUGAUGUGACUCUAUCAUGGAGUCAUGUGAGUCGGAGUAGGUUGAGCUUUACUAAAACCUAAAAAACAUACAUACAUACAUAUAUAUAUAUA